Molecule: messenger RNA, 906 nt
Organism: Folsomia candida
Lineage: Eukaryota; Metazoa; Arthropoda; Collembola; Entomobryomorpha; Isotomidae
Product: putative nuclease HARBI1
Exons: 1
Coding region: 1-906 (301 amino acids)
Source: RefSeq, a predicted model, not a curated record
AUGUCGCUUUCUCGUUUGCAAGAUUAUGAAGACCGAUUGGAGCAUAUUAACGUUAUCCCGAGCCGGCAAUUGAAGGACAAAUCCAAUCCACUGGAAUCACUCUCGGAACACCAAUUUCAGGCCCGCCGACUCAGCAAAAAUGCCACUAUAUUUGUUGCUGAUCUCAUACAGGAUCAACUUGUCAGUUCACUGAAGCGAGGAGUGCAAAUCCCUCCAAUUUUGCAAUUACUUGUUGCAUUACGUUUUUAUGCUGGAGGAACUUUCCAAAUUCAAGUCGGCGAUUUGGCAAAAUUAUCACAAGGUACCGUCUCCAAACUAGCCAUUGACUGCACUCAUGUUCCUAUCAAAUCGGUUGGUGGAGAAAAUGCAGAACUUUUCCGAGAUCGACACGGGAGUUUCUCCGUCAACGUUCAAGCAGUGUGUACGUCCGAUCUUAAAAUUACGAAUGUUGUACCCCGCUGGUACGGUUCAUGUCACGAUAACCGGAUCUUCGAAAAUUCAAAACUUUGCGGACAACUGGAGCGAGGCGAAGUACCCGGCAUUCUUGUCGGUGACUCUGGAUACAGUUGCACCCCGUACCUGAUGACCCCUCUAACAAUGCCAAGAACUGCAGCGGAAAAGCGAUACCAGAGUUGUCAAAUAAAAACCAGAAAUCCGAUCGGACGCUGCUUUGGUGUCUUGAAGCAGCGCUUCAAUUGUCUGCGUCACAUGCGUCUAAAAUUGUCAACGACGCUGACCACAAUUGUUGCAUGCUGUGUGCUACAUAAUAUUGCCCUGCUGUACCGUGAUGAUUUGGAAUUUGAUGAUGACGAAGACGAUGUGCACGGAAACCUGCCCAACCAAUCUGCAACGACAACUUCAGGAAUUGCUGCUAGGAAUAGAAUUAUCACAUCACAUUUUUCAUAA